CACCCACGGCCCCUACCCACCCCACACCCCUCUCAACUCUCUCUCACACUCAUUCCACACCACCACCCGCCGCCGGAGAGGGGGCUGUUCUACAGUUCCGGCGAAGUAUUUUGACGGCUCAAACCUGAUAUAGAGCUGAAGACAUGAGUGAAGACGCAAAAAGAAGCGGAGGAGCUCCGGCAGCGAAGCCUACCUCCGAUGAUCGGAGAAUCUCAUCAGGUUCCGUUCCUUCACCUACCGGUACAAAAGUUACCAUAAAGAGUGCAGAUAUGAAACCUGAUGUACAAAAGGAGGCCGUCGACAUUGCUAUUGCUGCAUUUGAGAAGCAUAAUGUAGAGAAGGAUGUAGCUGAACUGAUUAAGAAGGAGUUUGAUAAGAAGUACGGUCCUACUUGGCAUUGCAUCGUCGGAAAAAACUUCGGCUCUUAUGUGACUCAUGAAACGAACCACUUUGUCUACUUCUAUUUGGAUUCAAAAGCUGUACUUCUGUUCAAAUCUGGGUGAACUUGGUAAUAACAUUGAUGGAGACACUAAUGAGAGUUAACUCGGAUGAUGAUGCUAUAUUUUGCGGUUGUACUAUUCAAUUGAAAAUUCCAAGCUGCAACAAUUUGGUGGAAAAUUCAGUUGUACCUGUAUAUUUCUGCUUUUACAUUGUGUAAACAAUUCUAAACUUGAUCAAACUUCUCUAAGUUGUUCGU
Solanum verrucosum is the source of this 697-nucleotide messenger RNA. RefSeq lists its product as uncharacterized. Gene Ontology annotation, cellular component: dynein complex. NCBI's taxonomy places the organism in Eukaryota, Viridiplantae, Streptophyta, Magnoliopsida, Solanales, Solanaceae. The transcript has 3 exons. Gene Ontology annotation, molecular function: dynein intermediate chain binding; dynein light intermediate chain binding. Bases 144 to 503 code for a protein of 119 amino acids. The record is from RefSeq and is a predicted model, not a curated record. Gene Ontology annotation, biological process: microtubule-based process.